AUGGAUCUCCCCGCAAAUACCGAAGCGCGACCGCCGGCACACGACGGCACCUGUGAUGCGCCACCCGCCAAGGAAUCAACCACGGGAAGCUCAGCACCCCGGGAUGUCAACGAGCUGCCACCCGCCGCUCUGGAGCUCGCGGCAAAGCUCUUCGACCUCGCUCGCGCUGGCGACACGUCCACGCUCCAAGCUUACCUCGACGCCGGCAUUCCGCCAAACUUAACAAAUCACCAAGGAGACACACUGCUGAUGCUUGCGGCCUACCAUGGCCGGUCAGAAGUGGUACGUGUGUUGCUAAGCAAGGGCGCCGAUCCAAACGUUAUCAAUGGCCGCGGCCAGAGCCCGCUGGCUGGCGCAGUGUUCAAGGGCCACGGAGAGGUGGUCAAAGUGCUGGUCGAGGGUGGUGGGGACGCCGAGGCGGGAACGCCGAAUGCGAAGGACACUGCAGUCAUGUUCAAAAGGGAGGAGCUGUUUGAGGUUUUGGGUGUGGAGCCGGGCAGGGAAGUGCCUGGGAUGAUGUUGGGAAGAGAGGAACGAGCCAGAUGGAUUAACGUUCGUCAAAUAAUUUAUGAAUUGGAAGUGGUGGGCAAUUGCGUGAAAUGCAGUGGUGUUGGCAAAACGCGGCUCAGCCCUACCGGCAGUUUCCACUUCGGCGCGGUGGUCUGCACUUUCCGCCCGGCGCGCGUCACCCAAAGCUCGCCAGCUACCUCGCCGACAACGUCGCCGCCGCCUCACCUCCUCACCCACAACACUCCCUCCACGCGUCUCCAGCUGCCCGCCAUGGCGUCGCCUCCAUCCGGGUACAACUUAACGAAGAAGCGUCCCUCGAUCAGCGGCCCGUUGCCUCCCAACCCAAGCAAGCGUCGCAAGCCUUCGACAGGCCCUUCCGGUCUGCGCCAGACGUCCUUCCCGCCCGAGGAGUCCGGGCGCGCCGAGUUUUCGCGCUCCCCCAGUGUUGAUAGCACGUACACUACAAACACCAACACCACGAGGAAGAAGGGCAAGAAGGGCAAGGGCGGAGAUGACGACGUGAGAAGCACUACGGGAACAAGUGUUCGAGGAGGCAAGGCAGGAGCCGGCGAUGGUGCAGACAAGGCGGACGAGGAAGAAGAGGCAGACCAGGAGGAAGGUGGAGAAGCGCUUGAUGCUGUACUGGAAGGCCAAGGCGAGGCAGACGAGAAGCAAGAGAAGGAGCACUUGAGGAUGCUUGUCGAUCGUCUCGAUCCCGAUCAAUCAGACAGAUAUGCAAAAUAUCGCGCCGUCAAGUUGAAGAAGGAGACUGUCCGCAAGAUCACCAACCAGACGCUCUCUCAAUCCGUGCCUCAAUCCGUCGUUACGACCAUCAACUCUUACACCAAGGUCUUCAUUGGGUCGUUAAUCGAACGCGCCCGCACCGUACAGCAAGAAUGGCAAGCCGUGGCCGAGUAUGCGCCCAUAGACGACCCUCGUCUGCCUGCGAACCAACCACCGCCGCCACAACAGACCCCUCCAACACCUCAGCAGCAGCAGCAGCCGCCGCAAGCUCCGCCUCCGCCCUCUCCCGCUGCAGCUCAGACGCCCGGCGCCUAUCACAACCCUUACGGUUACCAGCAUCUUCACCCUUCCUACAACCCCAACCCAUACUCCAACAUCCGCAUCCCUCCUCCUCCUAGUGCGAGCACUUCUCCUGCGCCCCCCAAUUCCACGCAUGCCCCAUCCUCCCCGGCUGUUGCCUCGAGCGGUACCCCCAGCCCGGCGCCCGGCGCGACCACCGCCCCCACCAGCACAAACGGGACGGGCAACCCCAACUCUGCGCAGACACCUACGCCAAACGCGUCACAAGACACCACUCUUCCAGCAUCCAGCGGCGGCACCAACGCCACCGACACCAUGGACGUCGACGACAGUGAUACCAAGGCCGGAAAGCUCAUUCCCGCCGACGCGCCGUUGAGUGAGCGCCUGGCUGAACGCGAUCGCGGUCCGCUGACGCCGGACCACCUGCGAGAGGCGCUGCGACGAUACAAGAAGGAUCGCGAGGGUGGUGCUAUGGGUUUCUUGGGGCUGAGUCUGGAAGGCAGGGAGAGGACGGCUGGCAGGAUGGGUGGAAGGCGGUUGUUCAAGUGA
Messenger RNA from Diplodia corticola, 2103 nucleotides. Its product is annotated as ankyrin. Gene Ontology annotation, cellular component: nucleus; transcription factor TFIID complex. Gene Ontology annotation, biological process: RNA polymerase II preinitiation complex assembly; transcription initiation at RNA polymerase II promoter. Gene Ontology annotation, molecular function: protein heterodimerization activity; transcription coactivator activity. The transcript has 4 exons. The record is from RefSeq and is a predicted model, not a curated record. Bases 1 to 2103 code for a protein of 700 amino acids. NCBI's taxonomy places the organism in Eukaryota, Fungi, Ascomycota, Dothideomycetes, Botryosphaeriales, Botryosphaeriaceae.